Molecule: messenger RNA, 1386 nt
Organism: Jaculus jaculus (lesser Egyptian jerboa)
Lineage: Eukaryota; Metazoa; Chordata; Mammalia; Rodentia; Dipodidae
Product: tubulin polyglutamylase complex subunit 2-like
Exons: 1
Coding region: 1-759 (252 amino acids)
Biological process (GO): protein polyglutamylation
Source: RefSeq, a predicted model, not a curated record
AUGGAGCAGACGCUGCCCCCGCUGCCAGGCCCCAGCAAGCCGCAUCUGGAGAAGCUGACCCUGGGCGUCACCCGCAUCCUAGAGUCUUCCCCAGGUGUGACAGAGGGGACCAUUACAGAAAAGCUGCCUGCUGAACGUCAUAUGAUUUCUUCAUGGGAACAAAAGAACAACUGUGUGAUGCCUGACGAUGUGAAGAACUUUUACAUGAUGACCAAUGGCUUCCACAUGACAUGGAGUGUGAAACUAGAUGACAGUGAUGACCAACCAGAGAAGCCUCACUUUGACUCUCGCAGUGUGAUAUUUGAGUUGGAUUCCUGCAGUGGGAAUGGGAAGGUUUGCCUUGUCUACAAAAGUGGAAAACCAGGACUCCCGCAUGACACUGAGAUCUGGUUCCUGGACAGAGCAUUAUACUGGCAUUUUCUUACAGAUACUUUUACUGCCUAUUACCAUUUGCUCAUAACCCACCUGGACCUGCCUCAGUGGCAGUAUGCGUUCACCAGCUAUGGCAUUAGCCCACAGGCCAAGCAAUGGUUCAGUAUGUACAAGCCUAUCACCUACAAUACAAACCUGCUCACUGAAGAGACCGACUCCUUUGUGAACAAGCUGAAUCCAAACAAGGUGUUUAAGAACCAAAACAAAACUCCAGACCCCAAAAAGAAAGGACCUGUACAACCUUUAGGUGGUCAGAAAGGGCCUGGAUCCUCAGGUCCCUCUACCCCUAAACCUUCCUCGGGCUAUGGAAACCCUUUCCAUAAAUGAGCAUUCCUCUGCCCAGCUCUCAGCUAGCCCCACAGCAGUGAUUUCCAUGCACAAGCGGGCUAAGAAGUGGCCCAACCUCAGAUUCUCUAUGUGACUCAGCAUCUUCCUGAAUGACUGACAUCAUAGGCCUUUACUCUACUCAUAGUGAGGAGUUGGAAGGGCAUGGUGUGUUCUCUCUAGGAGUCUUUAUCUCAUGGUGGGUCGUUGCAGUGGAGAAGUUCAGAUCGUAAGUGUCCAUGUGAGUAUAUGGAGAAUCGUCCUCUUCCUACACCCAGCCCUCAAUUCCUCAGCAAUAAUUAGAGAAAGCCCCCGGAGAAACCCACACUCUAACCCAUGAAACCUUAGUGGCUGCUUCAUGUAUGAAAAAUUCAUUUCCUCAGUUGCAGUGAGCACACAUCAAGCAUUGUCAUGGCUAGUGGAUUCUGGAUUGGUGGGCAGGGAUGGAGUUACUUCCAAACGUGUCAUACUUCAGAUGAGUUUAUUUGCUGUUAAAUCAUAUUGAUGCGUUAACUUCAUGUUUCCUGAAAACUCUUAAAGAUGCAGUUUUAUGUUCUUUACAUCCCAGACCACAAACAUUUCUUACUUGAGUCAUUCAUGUUUUUAAUGUAUUAUAAAGUUCACAUUCCU